Meloidogyne enterolobii is the source of this 612-nucleotide messenger RNA. Lineage: Eukaryota; Metazoa; Nematoda; Chromadorea; Rhabditida; Meloidogynidae. The record is from the annotation of a GenBank genome assembly.
AUGAAUCCACUUAAUUUGGGGGUUAACUUUUCUCCGUCUUUCUCUGUUAAAUUUUGUAAUAUUGAUGAAAAUAUUGGGGAAAUUUCUGGCUCGAAGCUUUGUACUGCUACAUUUAUAGAGCAAGGGAAAAUUCUUGUUUUAAAAGGCGGUGUGAAUUUACAAAAACAUUUACAUUUUUAUCAAUGGUUUCAUUUUGCCAAACAAUUUUUAUCAUUCCGGCCAAUUAGCAAGCAAGUUCUUGUUUGUGGAUUAAUGGUUUUAGAACCUUUUCUUUUACGUUUUGAGUCAAAUAAAGGUUUUUAUUUAUUUUUUUACAUAUUCCUCUCUUUAGAUCUUCAAAAUUUUUUUUCUUUGUUACCUCCGUCGGAGUCAAUAGAUGAUGAGGAAUUAUCAAGUUCUACACAAAAUUCUUCAAGAAAAAGAAAAUGUUUAUCAAAUAAUGAAAUGAAUUCUGAAUUUAAUUCUAGAACGGAGGAAGUGUCAGCCACCCAAUAUUUUCAAUUUUAUGGAUCUCUUUUUCAACAGCAAAAUAUGAUGCAAGAUUAUACAAGAACAGCAACAUACCAACGUGCAAUACAUGAAAAUUAUUUAGAUUUUCGUGAUAAAGUAUAA